CCCGACAUCACUAGUCGCGUUUUGACGCUGAUCGUGUAUAGUGACGCAUGUUGCUCGAAAAGCAUUCGAACGCUUCGAAAUCGACUUUAUUUACUCACUCGAAAGUGGACAUGCAGGACUAAUCGACGAUAAUCACGGAACCAGCUAUGGCUCGCAUCGUGGUGGCUGGAGGAGCACUGCUCUACGUGUUGAGUAUAGCACUCGAGACAAACGCGCUGAUCCUCUUGCCUCACGACGUACGCCCCGGCCAUGCCGUCCGCCAUUUCAUCGGGAAUCACUCACGCUACACCCUGCUAGAUCCAGACCAUGCCUCAUUUUUCACGCUUUUGGACGACGGCCUUCUAAUGACGACCGCCGACCUAGCACCGUUGCUCAAUCGACCGUUGAACCUGGCGAUACUGGAGCAGACACCAUACAGUAGCUCGGCUCAUUCCAUUCAUCUUUUAGUAAUGGAUCGGCGGAAAAUGCUCCAUUUCACCUCAGUGAAUGGGCUGGAAGGCGAGAUAGCCGAAAAUGCCCCGCCCGGUACUGUCGUGGAUUUUCCACCAAUUCGAGCCACCGCUCUCGUCAAUGUAGGACCGAUUGCAUAUAAAAUUACAAAGGGUAACGAGAAUUCGACAUUCGCUUUGAAGGACAAGGACAAGGAAAGAAAUUCUGAUGUCAAGUCUGUCGUAACAGAAGGAGAUAUCGAGAUCGUAGCCCUCAAAUCCUUGGACGCCGAGAAGAAGAAAUUUUACGAUAUCGCCAUCCAAGCUACCGACUUGAUCGGUGUCAAUAAAGCUACGCUUCCCGUCAAAAUUAACGUUAUAAACGAAAACGACCACGAGCCUAUGUUUGAGCAGGAAAUAUACUAUUUCGCAGUGAACGGAACUACAGACGAAGGCUGUCGGAAUGGCACUCCACACUGGGAAAGAUUUUCAAAUAUUGGCAAAGUACAGGCGUUCGAUGAGGACGGUGAUCGUGUUUACUACUCUCUUAAAACACCCAGCAACCUCGCCGUCGUCGUGCCACAGACCGGUGAUUUGAUAUUGGCCGGUGAACCGGACAGUCACGAAGCAGAACUGGAAGUUUUGGCUCAUGACACUGGGACUCCGUCGAAGAAAAGCAAACCUGCCCAGAUUUACAUUGAAUUUGUGAUCCGCGAGCGCAAGGAAUUGCCGACGCUUCAUCGUGAUAAAAGGCGUGUGACACGUGCAGUGCGACCUACGAAACGUAUCGAAUUCACAGAAGCCGAUGGUGAAGUGGAAGGACGUUCCGUAUUUACUCUCGAAAAGGAAACCGAUCGCGAGACUUUUAAAAUUCGGGACGAAAAUCCGUGGGUUACGGUUGAACCGAGUGGUGUUGUGAAAGUUAAAAAGAAGUGGGACUACGAGGAGCUCGGCCCCGAGAAGACGAUCGAUUUUUGGGUCACCAUCACGAACGCCGGCAAUGGAGUGGCCUUGAGAUACACCGACAACCAGCGAGUAAUUAUCCACGUGAAGGACGUAAACGAUGAACCACCGUACUUCAUCAACCGGCCGCUACCCAUGCAGACGGUGGUGCAGCUGAACGCGGCUCCCAACACUCCAGUGUUCACGCUGCAGGCCCGGGACCCUGACACCGACCAUAACAUCCACUACUUCAUUGUUCGAGACCGGACUGGAGGGAGGUUCGAGGUGGACGAGCGAUCAGGUGUGGUCCGGACCCGCGGAACGGACCCCUUCCAACUGGACAUGGAGUACGUCUUGUACGUGAAAGCGGAGGACCAGAGCGGUCGCGUGGAUGAGAGGCGGUUUCAAUCUACUCCCGAGGAGCGGCUGAGCAUAGUGGGCGGGAAGCGCGCGCCGCAGUUUUAUCUGCCGAGCUACGAGGCGGAAAUUGCUGAGAAUCAAAAGAAAGAUUCAGAUAUAAUAUCCGUGAAGGCUAAGUCGUUCGCCGACCGCGAGAUCCGGUACACGCUGAAGGCGCAGGGCCAGGGCGCCGGCACCUUCAACAUCGGCCCGACCUCCGGCAUCGUGAAGCUGGCCAAGGAGCUCGACUUCGAAGACCUGCGCCAGCCCCACGUGUAUUCCCUCGUCGUCACCGCUACCGAGGACUCUGGAGGGUUCUCUACUUCCGUUGAGUUAACAAUCCGAGUGACGGACGUGAACGACAACGCGCCGAAGUUCGAGCUGCCGGACUACCAAGCCCACAACGUGGACGAGGACAUUCCCCUGGGCACCAGCAUCCUCAAGGUCAAGGCCAUGGACGCCGACUCCGGGAAGAACGCUGAAAUAGAAUACCUGGUGUCAGAUGACCAUUUCAGUGUGGACUCCAAUGGAAUAAUCACGAAUAAUAAACAAUUGGACGCUGACAACAAUAAUGCCUACUACGAAUUCGUCGUGACCGCAAAAGACAAAGGCGAACCCGCAAAGACCGGAACCGCUACCGUGCGAGUUUACACCAAGAACAAGAACGACGAGGAGCCCAAAUUCUCGCAACAGGUGUACACUCCCAACGUCGACGAGAACGCUGGACCCAACACCCUCGUUACAACCGUAGUGGCCUCAGACAAGGACGGUGACAAUGUGCGAUUCGGGUUCGUCGGAGGCGGCACCAGCUCCGGACAGUUUGUGAUCGAGGAGAUCACCGGUGUGAUCCGCCUACACAACAAAGCUAUCUCGUUGGACCGAGACAAGUAUGAGCUCAACGUUACUGCCAUGGACGAUGGUGCAUGUUGCGUUAACGGAGACGCCACCAUCCACACUUCGACUGCUGUGGUAGUUGUUUUCAUCACUGAUGUCAACGACAAUAAGCCCAUUUUCAAGGACUGCCCGACGUACUUCCCGAAAGUCGAGGAAGGCGCUCCCAACGGAAGCCCAGUGAUUAAAGUCCACGCUACCGAUGAAGAUAAGGGUGUGAACGGUCAAGUCAAAUAUUCUAUCGUUCAGCAGCCUAACCAGAAGGGCACUAAAUUCACCGUGGACGAGGAAACCGGCGAAGUAUCCACUAACAAAGUUUUCGACAGGGAGGGUGAUGACGGAAAGUUUGUAUCGGUCACCGUCAAAGCCACCGAUCAGGGAGAACCAUCCCUGGAGGGUGUCUGCUCGUUUACUGUCGAAAUAACCGAUGUUAACGACAAUCCCCCUCUGUUUGACCGUCAAAAAUAUGUGGAGAAUGUAAAACAGGACGCUAGUAUAGGUACAAACAUUCUGAGAGUAUCGGCCUCGGACGAGGACGCCGACAAUAACGGCGCUAUCGUUUACACUCUGAGCGCCCCGUACAAUCCCGCCGAUAUCGAAUAUUUCGAGAUCCAACCAGAAUCUGGUUGGAUCGUUCUAAAGAAGCCUCUAGACCGAGAAACGUACAAGUUGGAGGCUAUGGCUCAAGACAAGGGCUUCCCGCCCUUGUCCAGAACCGUGGAGGUCCAGAUAGACGUAGUGGAUCGCGCGAACAAUCCCCCCGUGUGGGACCACACCGUGUACGGCCCAAUCUACAUUCGUGAGAAUUUGCCCGUGGGUGCCAAAGUGGUGUCCGUAAAAGCAAGUUCCGGGAUAGAGAACAACCCGACCGUCUUCUAUCGGCUCAUGCCAGGCUCGACAGCUCAGACGAAUAAAUUCCAUACGUUUUAUUUACAACAAAGAGCUGACAAUGGGUUCACGUGGGCGGAUAUAAAAGUGAACCAUCCGUUGGAUUAUGAGAGCAUAAAGGAAUAUAAUCUGACAAUUCGAGUAGAGAAUAACGGAGCGCAACAGCUAGCUUCAGAGGCGACGGUCUACAUUAUGCUUGAGGACGUCAACGACGAAAUACCGUUGUUCACGGAGCGAGAACAGGAGACGGUUCUGGAAGGAGAACCUAUCGGGACCAAAGUCACGCAAGUCAACGCCAUCGACAAAGAUGGAACGUUCCCGAACAAUCAAGUGUACUACUACAUAGUAGAUUCGCCGCGGAACGAGGGCAAGGACUUCUUCGAGAUCAGCAUGCAGACGGGGGAGAUCUUCACCAAGGUGGUGUUCGACAGGGAGAAGCAGGGGGCGUACGCGCUGGAGGUGGAGGCGAGAGAUGGAGCCCCGUCGGCCCGACCCAACUCCGACAACCAGCCCAAUUCAGUGACAAAAUUCAUCCGGAUCGGUAUCGCGGACAAGAAUGACAACCCGCCGUACUUCGACAAGGAGCUGUACGAGGCCGAGGUGGACGAGAACGAGGACAUCCAGCACACCGUGCUCACCGUUACCGCCAAGGACCACGAUGAAUCGUCGCGUAUUCGAUACGAGAUCACGAGCGGGAACAUAGGCGGCGCGUUCGCUGUCAAGAACAUGACGGGCGCCAUCUACGUCGCCGGCGCUCUCGACUACGAAACUAGGAAACGGUACGAGUUGAAGUUGGCAGCGUCAGACAACCUGAAAGAGAAUUAUACAACAGUGGUGAUUCACGUGAAGGAUGUGAACGAUAAUCCGCCGGUGUUCGAGAGGCCGACGUACCGCACUCAGAUCACAGAGGAGGACGAUCGCAACCUGCCCAAGCGCGUGCUACAGGUGACAGCAACGGAUGGCGAUAAAGACAGGCAACAGAAUAUAGUAUAUUUCCUCACCGGUCAAGGAAUCGAUCCAGAUAAUCCUUCAAAUAGCAAGUUCGACAUUAACAGAACAACGGGAGAAAUAUUUGUGUUGAAGCCUUUAGAUCGUGAUCAGCCAAACGGAAGACCGCAAUGGAGAUUCACUGUUUUUGCUCAAGAUGAAGGAGGUGAAGGCUUAGUCGGUUACGCUGAUGUUCAAGUUAACCUUAAAGACAUAAAUGAUAAUGCUCCGAUAUUCCCUCAAGGUGUCUAUUUUGGAAAUGUGACGGAAAAUGGAACUGCUGGUAUGGUGGUUAUGACUAUGACUGCGAUAGAUUACGAUGAUCCUGCUGAAAGCAACAACGCUAAACUGUGGUAUUCUAUAGAGAAAAAUGUUAUUGAAGAAGAAACAGGGUCUCCAAUUUUCGAAAUUGAACCUGAAACCGGCGUCAUAAAAACUGCUGUUUGUUGCUUAGAUCGCGAAAGGACACCAGAUUAUUCCAUACAAAUAGUUGCGUCUGAUGGCGGAGGGUUAAAAGGUACUGGGACGGCCUCUAUACGAGUGAAAGACAUCAACGAUAUGCCUCCGCAGUUUACGAAAGACGAAUGGUUUACAGAAGUAGACGAAACUGACGGAACUAACUUACCGGAAAUGCCAAUCUUAACUGUCACAGUGCACGAUGAAGAUGAAACGAAUAAAUUCCAAUACAAAGUUAUAGAAAAUAGUGGAUACGGUGCUGAUAAAUUUACUAUGGUUAGAAAUAACGAUGGUACUGGUUCACUUAAAAUUGUUCAGCCAUUAGAUUAUGAGGACCAGUUACAAAGUAAUGGUUUUAGAUUUAGGAUACAAGUUAAUGAUAAGGGUGAAGAUAACGAUAAUGAUAAAUAUCAUGUUGCUUAUUCGUGGGUAGUUGUAAAACUUAGAGAUAUAAAUGACAAUAAACCUCAAUUUGAACGUGCUAAUAUUGAGGUAUCUGUAUAUGAAAAUGCCGAAGUUGGAAAAAGUCUGGAAACGUUUAAAGCUACUGACCCAGAUCAAGGAGGGAAAAGCAAAGUUUCUUAUGCAAUUGACAGGUCGUCAGACCGAAAGAGGCAAUUCUCAAUUAAUCAAGAGGGCACUGUAAGUAUUCAGAGAUCUCUGGAUAGAGAAGACACCCCUCGGCACCAAGUGAAAAUCUUAGCUAUCGAUGAUGGUGUUCCACCUAGAACAGCAACCGCUACAUUGACAGUCAUAGUACAAGAUAUAAACGAUAACGCACCAACAUUUUUGAAGGAUUAUAGGCCCGUCUUAACAGAGCAUAUUACGCCUAAGAAAGUAGCUGAAAUAUUGGCUACAGACGAUGAUGAUAGAUCUAAAAGCAACGGACCCCCAUUCCAAUUUAGACUUGACCCUGGUGCAGAUGAUAUUAUAAGAGCGUCUUUCAAAGUAGAGCAGGAUCAAAAAGGAGCAAACGGCGAUGGCAUGGCAAUAGUAUCUUCAUUAAGAUCAUUUGAUAGAGAACAACAAAAGGAGUACUUGAUUCCUAUAAUCAUUAAAGACCAUGGAAAUCCUGCAAUGACAGGUACUAGUACCCUAACUGUUGUUAUCGGAGAUGUCAAUGACAAUAAAAUGCAACCUGGUUCUAAAGACAUAUUGGUUUACAACUAUCAAGGUUUAGCACCUGAUACUGAAAUAGGACGAGUAUACGUUUAUGAUUUAGAUGAUUGGGAUCUACCUGAUAAAAAGUUCUUCUGGGAAAGUUCAGAACAUCCUAAUUUCACUCUCAAUGAAGAAACAGGUAUGAUACAGAUGAAACAUAAAACCAAAGAAGGCCGAUACCACUUAAAAUUCAAAGUGUAUGACCGCAAACAUACCCAAACUGAUGUACCUGCAAAUGUGACAGUAUAUGUAAGAGAAAUAUCUCACGAAGCUAUAAUUAAUUCUGGGUCUAUUAGAAUGUCGGGAAUAUCAGAUGAGGAUUUUAUACGAGUGUGGAAUUACAAAUCCCUGAGUGUCUCUAGAAGUAAAUUAGAUAUAUUUAGAGAUAAAUUGGCAGACUUACUUAAUACCGAAAGGGAUAACAUUGAUGUUUUCAGCGUACAGCUGAGGAAGAAGCAUCCUCCUGUUACAGAUAUUAGAUUUUCGGCACAUGGGGCUCAUUUCUAUAAGCCUAUACGGUUAAAUGGUAUAGUUCUUAUGCACAGAGAAGAAAUUGAGCGAACAGUAGGAAUAAAUAUUACCAUGGUUGGAAUAGAUGAAUGUCUUUAUGAAAACCAAAUGUGUGAAGGCUCGUGCACCAAUGUUUUAGAUAUCAGUAAUUUACCUUAUAUGGUAAAUGCAAAUAAAACAGCAUUAGUGGGCGUGCGUGUUGACGUGAUUGCUGAAUGCACAUGUGGCGCUAGAAAUUUCACUCAAGCUGAAACUUGUCGAAAUUCUCCUUGUUAUAAUGGUGGACGUUGUAUAGAGGGCAAAUACGGAUUAACUUGUUCAUGUCCUCCUGGAUAUACUGGGCCCAGAUGCCAACAAACAUCAAGAAGUUUCAGAGGUACUGGAUGGGCAUGGUAUCCUUCACUAGAAAUGUGUGAUAGCUCCCACUUAAGUUUCGAAUUUAUAACAAGAAAAUCGGAAGGUGUUUUGUUGUAUAAUGGGCCUAUAGUUCCUCCAGAACCGGAAGAAAUUAUGGUAUCUGACUUCAUAUCUGUCGAAUUAGAGAGAGGCAACCCACGUUUGUUAAUAGAUUUUGGAUCUGGAACAUUGGAAUUGAGGGUUAAAACUAAAAAAUCACUAGAUGAUGGUGAAUGGCAUAGAAUCGAUAUAUUUUGGGACACAGAAAAUGUCAGAAUGGUUGUAGACUACUGCAAAUCAGCUGACAUUCAAGAGAUGGAAGAUGGCACCCCACCUGAGUUUGAUGAUUCAACGUGUCAAGCUUCCGGAACGAUACCUCCAUUUAAUGAAUAUUUAAAUGUAAACGCUCCUUUACAAAUUGGAGGAUUGUAUAUCGAACAUUUUGACCCAACUCAUUAUCACUGGCAGUACAUGCCGAUCGGGAAAGGCUUUGAUGGUUGUAUACGAAAUUUAGUUCAUAACAGUAAACUUUAUGAUUUAGCUCACCCUGGUUUAUCUCGCAACUCAGUUGCCGGCUGUCCACAGACGGAAGAGAUAUGCAAUCAGGCUGACACUACAUCCAGAUGUUGGGAACAUGGUACGUGUGUGGGUAGUUUCUCAGAAGCACGCUGCCAGUGCCAACCAGGUUGGACAGGACCAUCUUGCAAUCUACCAACUACACCUACUAGUUUUAGACCACAAAGCUAUGUCAAGUUUGCUUUGAGUUUUGAACCAGAUCGAUUUAGCACGCAAAUACAGCUUCGGUUUAGAACUCGUGAGCCGCACGGUGAACUUUUCCGAGUUAGCGACCAGCACAACAGAGAAUAUGGCAUCCUUGAGGUUAAAGAUUCAAGAUUACACUUUAGAUACAACCUCAAUUCAUUGAGAACUGAAGAGAGAGAUGUGUGGCUGAAUUCAGUCGCGGUCGAUGACGGUCAAUGGCAUAUAGCGAGGGUCAGCAGGUACGGCAGUGCUGCAACGUUAGAAAUCGAUGGUGGUGAAGGAAGGAGGUAUAAUGAAACAUUCACAUUUGAAGGUCACCAAUGGCUCUUAGUAGAUAAACAAGAAGGAGUAUAUGCGGGAGGUAAAGCUGAAUAUACUGGCGUUAGAACGUUUGAAGUGUACGCCGACUUCCAAAAAGGUUGCCUUGAUGACAUUCGAUUAGAAGGCAAACAUUUACCUCUGCCUCCAGCGAUGAAUGGAACUCAAUGGGGUCAAGCGACUAUGGCUAGAAAUUUAGACCGUAAUUGUCCCUCUAAUAGUCCCUGUAUCAACGUUCACUGCACCGAACCAUUCGUCUGUGUUGAUCUUUGGAACGAAUACGAAUGCACGUGUCCCGGUGGAUCGAUACGCGCCGGUGGUACGUGCGUCAACGUCAACGAGUGCGUUCAAAAUCCGUGCCUGAACGGCGGCACUUGCCUGGAUCGGGAGCCGGCCCGGCGCUACGACUGCAUUUGCUCGUUCGGCUACACCGGACACGAUUGCGAACUAGAGCUCCUCGCAUCGGGAAUCAUCAUGCCCUCCAGAGAUUUCAUUAUAGCUAUCAUUGUGUGUUUAUUUUUGCUUUUAGUACUGGUACUAGUAUUCGUGGUUUACAACCGUCGACGAGAGGCUCACAUCAAAUACCCCGGGCCCGACGACGAUGUCCGCGAGAAUAUUAUCAACUACGACGACGAGGGCGGCGGCGAAGAUGACAUGACGGCUUUUGACAUCACCCCGCUACAGAUUCCCAUCGGCGGACCACUUCCCGAUCAUGUCCCGGCUAAGCUACCUUAUCCGCUGAUGGGCGUCGGUCUGGGAGUGGGUCCGAUGGGAGUGGGCGUGGGAGUGGAAGUGGCGCCGGGGGUGGGAGUGGGGCUGCCGGGGGAGACGAACGUGGGCAUGUUCAUCGAGGAGCACAAGCGGCGCGCGGACAGCGAUCCCAACGCUCCGCCGUUUGACGACCUGCGGAAUUAUGCAUACGAGGGGGGCGGCAGCACCGCUGGCUCGCUGUCCUCGCUUGCAUCCGGCACCGACGACGAGACGCACGAAUACGACUACCUGGGCGCGUGGGGCCCGCGGUUCGACAAGCUGGCUGACCUAUACGGGCCCUCCCUGGACGAGCAGCUGUAGACGCCCCCCCUCCUCCCGCAGCCCGCGGACAACGUUUAGUCAAUUGUCUCCCCGACCCAAGCCUCUCUUAGCCUUGUCCGAGUACGACACCACCGUUCCGUUCCCGGGCCGCUCCACCCGCGGCUCGCGACUCCUAUCAAUUUUCUACUACUUUAUUUUAUACGAUAGCGGUGACUAGCUUAAGUGACUAAUCUUUUAAGGCGUAUACUUAUUUAUUAAUUUUUACGAAGUUUAAUCGCGUAUCUUCACCAAAUAUUUGAUAUAAGUUUUUAUUAAAAUUUAGUCGUAAUACAAGUCAGUAUUUUAUUGGAAGCUAACCGUAAGCGGAUUUUUGCUGAGGAACCGCCGCGACCGACCCGUGAGUGUUUGUAGAUAGUGUGCUAUAAAUGUGAAUAAUUCGUACGAGUAUUUUAUAAGUCCGCAGCUUUACGUGAUAUCACCCCGCCCGGCGCCUCAGCAUUACAUCGGUAUACCUACUGAAGUAUAAUAAUAUGUUAUAUUUUACGAUAACGAUAGAUUAAACGAGUAGUCCCGUCGGACGCCGAGUUUGUAAUGCUCAUUCUAUAUGUGAAGUAUUUAGGGGGGAUGUAUAUACGAUAGAUUAUUGAACUACCCCCGUAAUUUUAAUAAAGCGACGUUCUAUUCGAAAUUUCAACGUAAGCGAACUGUACAGUAACUGGUGUUCCUCUCCAAAAGUCUCCAUGUAGAUGUAGAGAAUAAUUAGAAUCUGUAAACGUCUACGGUCUACUCGCUACGAUAGCUACAUAAUAUCGGAUCGGGAAGCUAUGGAGUGUCUGUCUGUGUGUGUGAUCGUGUGUGGACGGAGCGCGGAGUGUGAGUGUGCGCACGCGCACGGCGAGCGAGGCGAGCGAGCUUGGGACGUAUGGCUGUGCCGUUUCCGCCGGAAGCGCGUCGUGAAUGAGACUGUGCCAAUUUAUCGUAACCGAAGCGGCCGACGACCGUAGAUAUAAGUGUUUGCACUUUA
Molecule: messenger RNA, 10194 nt
Organism: Aricia agestis (brown argus)
Lineage: Eukaryota; Metazoa; Arthropoda; Insecta; Lepidoptera; Lycaenidae
Gene: CadN
Product: neural-cadherin
Exons: 22
Coding region: 147-9209 (3020 amino acids)
Biological process (GO): multicellular organism development; cell-cell junction assembly; cell morphogenesis
Cellular component (GO): plasma membrane; adherens junction; catenin complex
Molecular function (GO): cadherin binding; calcium ion binding
Source: RefSeq, a predicted model, not a curated record